Molecule: messenger RNA, 6949 nt
Organism: Neodiprion virginianus
Lineage: Eukaryota; Metazoa; Arthropoda; Insecta; Hymenoptera; Diprionidae
Product: 1-phosphatidylinositol 4,5-bisphosphate phosphodiesterase gamma-1-like
Exons: 19
Coding region: 813-4652 (1279 amino acids)
Biological process (GO): phosphatidylinositol-mediated signaling; lipid metabolic process; positive regulation of epithelial cell migration
Molecular function (GO): phosphatidylinositol-4,5-bisphosphate phospholipase C activity; protein binding
Source: RefSeq, a predicted model, not a curated record
AGUUUGGAAUUGAAAUCUCCAAACAGUACUGCUGUUCUUAAUCUCAUCAGAACGUCGAUUCCAAUGUUUUCGUUCAAUUUCGUUGGUUAAUUCGAUGAUAUUGAAUGCAGCGCAAAGUGCUGUCUCUAACAUUUUUUAGCAUAGAAAUUCUAUGUUUAUGUAAAGCGCAUUGCGUCGCCUAACAUUAACUCGCAUUCGUUUACUGCGAGUUUAUCUUGCGGUUUUGUGGUUCAAAGCAGAAUCGUAUCGAGCUCAAAGCUUCAACUGAAAUGAAACUACGAGGAUAUUUACUGGUGCUCUCAUUCGACGUUUGCACAUUCAGAAACGACCACGGCACAGUGAGCAACAACACAAGGGCUCAUUGAUUAUAUGGACCAGUGAAAUACUGUUCGCAUUAGGGACUGUCUUUGGAUAUCAAAUAUUCAACAAUUAAUAUUACGUGGGACAAGAUAAUAUCGCAUGUGAAUCAAGUUCCUAGUUGUAUCGGCGAAAAGGGUGGUGAUUUAAUGUGCUUAACAGAAAGCGCGAAAAGUCCGUGACACGUUAUUCGGAAAACGAUACACUCUGUGAGGAGGGUCAAAAAUGAAGUUUUGAAACGUGUUUGGUUCUGGAAUAAAAUACAGAAAUUUUCCAUUCUAUAUCGUAAACACAGAGGUUUUUUAAGUAGUGUAUACCAGCAGGCGUUCUCGAUUUUCAUUUCCCCGACCGAGAGUUGUCCAUUUAAGAGGAGUUCGAAUCCAAAAGAUCCGUAAAAUAAAACAGCAUUGCGGAAAACGAGUAAUAUUCCCACGGCCCUCAAAUCGUUUACAACCAUGGUGGAACCACCAAGUAUGCCUAAUAAUUCAGACUACGUCGAGCCUAAUCCUCCCGACACAAUGAGUGAGACUCUACCAGACACAGAUGAAGUGAUCAAGAUAAUGGAACGGGGGACAUUGGCCUGCAUAUUUGACUUGGAAAAACGACCGGAGGAUAAACAGCUCAUGAUACGGAGGGAAACCAGGCAAAUCAUUUGGAAAAGAAAUGUCAAUCUUCGCUCGUACGAUGGUUCCGUCGAGUUCAGGGACAUCAAAGAGAUCAGAAGUGGCAGGUGCUCCAAGGAUUUUGAAAGAUGGCACUCUGAAACAAAAAAAAUGAAAGCAGUGCGGGCUUUUGUUAUCUAUUACGGAUCUAAGUUCCUCCUUAAAACAAUAUCUGUAUACGUGCCUACUGAAAGAGACCGUUUAAUUUGGGAGUUCGGUCUACAGUGUUUGAUGAGUGAUACCAAGAAAUCUUCGUCCGCCGCGCUGUUUCACAGUUGGUUGCAAAAAGAGUUUUAUGAAAUGCAAAGCGCGCAGGGAACAAUGGAGUUAAAAAAUCUGAAGGUAUUUUUAUCACGACACAAUUGUAAUCUUUCCACCCCGAAACUUAAGGAAUUUUUGGAAAAUUUUAAUCCAGAAAAUCAAGACGAAAUAGAAUUUGGUGCCGCUGUUAAACUGUAUCACAAAUUAUUGUCCGAACACGAAAAAUUCACGGGCUACGACAGAUUACUUAGUUAUUCGGAAAACGGAGAAACCAUGACUGUCCAAGAGUUUCAUAAAUUCUUGAACGAAGAACAGAAAGAUCCAGUUACAGAUGAGGCAGAGGUUGCUCGAUUUAUUACGGAAUACAUUCACGAAUUACGAAAAGAUGAUGAAACACCUUACUUAAUGAUGACGGAGUUUUUCGAGUUUUUAUUUUCCAAAGAAAAUGAAAUUUGGGAUACGAAAAAUGACCAAGUUACACAGGAUAUGACUCAACCUUUGUGCAAUUACUGGAUCGCCUCGUCUCAUAACACAUACUUGACUCGCGAUCAAUUGCUCGGCGAAAGCAGCUGCGAAUCGUACGCUCGAGCUCUGAGAUCAGGCUGCAGAUGCAUCGAGCUGGAUUGUUGGAACGGAUCAGAUGGAAUGCCUGUCAUUUAUCACGGACAUACGGCAACGCCAAAAAUCAAGUUUAUCGACGUGAUAAACACCAUCAAGGAUCACGCCUUUGUUACUUCUGAUUACCCAGUCAUCCUUUCGAUUGAGGAACAUUGCGACUUGUAUUACCAACGCAAAAUGGCUUCGAUCAUGCGAAAAGUGUUCGGUAAAAUGCUCCUAACGAAACGUAUCACCAGAGUCGAGCCAGAGCUUCCGUCUCCGGAAAUGCUACGUGGAAGAAUAAUAGUGAAACACGGAACACUCCCGGAUCACGUAGAACAGAAACCAGUGGUAAAGCAACCAAUUCCCGACGAAGUGGAGCAGGAAAUGGACCUAAGGAAUACCAUAAAAAGCGGUAUUUUAUACCUCGAAAAUUCAGUUGAAAAAACUUGGGUUCCGCAAUUUUUCGUACUGACUGAACGGAAGUUGUACUACACUGAUAUUAUUUUGAAGAAUUCGGAAACAAAUGUGGAAGAGGAAGAAACAGGUUCGACACCCCGAGCAUCUGGAGACGUGCCGAAUGAGGAGUUACACUACGGGGAGGAAUGGUUCCACGGAACGUUGAGCAAAGGAAGACAAGAGGCGGAAGAGCUGCUCAACCGCUUUUCGCACCUUGGCGAUGGGACGUUUUUGGUCAGGCAAAGUGGAGUCUUUGUGGGUGAUUACUGUCUCUCGUUUUGGCACGGAGCGAAGCCAAAUCACUGCCGCAUCAAAUCGAGACAAGAGGGGGGCCGAACAAAGUUCUACUUUGUGGAUACCAUGUGUUUUGACGACCUUUACAGCCUCAUAGUAUACUACAGGACCCACCCGCUCAGAACCCAACAAAGAUCAACUAUUUUGCUAACUCAACCGGUCCCUCAACCGAGUAAACAUGAAGAGAAGAAUUGGUGGCAUCCUGAAUGCACUCGUGAAGAAGCUGUUAAGCUUCUAAAAGAAGUUUUCCUUGACGGAGUCUUUUUAGUGAGACAAAGUGAGAUGGAACCCCAUACAUAUGUUGUUUCAUUCAGAGCAGACAGAAAGAUCAAGCACUGUAGGAUAGGGGUGGAGGGUCGCCUUUACACUAUCGGUGUUUUCCAGUUCGAAAGCUUGGUCGAAUUGAUCAGUUACUACGAACGUCAUCCCCUUUACAACAAGACUAAACUCUCUCAUUCUGUUACCCAGUGUCAAACAAUGAUGAAUCAGAAUGGCGUGAACGCAGAGUUUGCAGCCCUUUGCUCGGCUGGAUAUAUGGAUCACAGUUAUUUCGCCGCAACGGUAACGGUGAAAGCGAUUUAUGAUUACAUAGCGAACCGAGACGACGAAUUAACAUUUUCGAAACACGCGAUAAUUACAAACGUCAACCGCGGCGACGGAAACGGAGGCUGGUGGCGAGGAGAUCAUGGAGGAAAAAAGCAACUACUAUUCCCUUCCAACUAUGUUGAGAAUUUUGAACCCGACGUCAAUCACGAUGAAUCGCCGGAAAUGAUAAUAGUGGCAAAUCUUCAAAAAGGAUCCCUUGAUAUUAUGGGCGCAGAGGCGACUUUCAUACUACGAGACCGGCCAGGAGUCAGUGGCAUUAUCAGAGUAAGAAACUCGAAAGUACCCGACGUAGUUUUUGAUUUAGCUGCGUUGUCAGAUGAUUCCGCAAAGGAUUGGAUGAGGUGCCUUAAAGAAGCAGUGAAACACGCCAGCGCUAAGCAAAAGAAACGUAACGCAAUGGAGCAAAAAAAGAAGAUAGCAAAGGAAAUGUCUGAUCUCACGAUAUAUUGUUGUACUGUUUCAUUUGAUAAGGAGUCAAUAGUCCAAAAUGGAUUUGUAUGCCACCAGAUGAGUAGCUUCCAGGAAACAAGAGCUCAGAAGCUUAUAUGUACUCUGGAAAAUAAAUUUUUCCUCAAGUAUCACCAGUUUCAACUAAGCAGAGUCUACCCAGCAGGAUUACGAUUUGCUUCCUCAAAUUACAAUCCCGUUCCCCUCUGGAAUUCAGGAAGUCAAAUGGUAGCCCUGAAUUAUCAAACCGGGGAUAAGUACAUGCAGCUGAACCAGGGAAAGUUUCGAGAGAACGGCAAGUGCGGAUAUCUUUUGAAACCCGAGUUCAUGAAGAAGGAUCAUUUUGAUCCGUACGAUAAGGAUACGCUGAUCGACGUAGACACUCUGAAACUUAAACUGAUAAUCAUCGGCGCGAGGCACUUGAGGCAAUUGCCGAAAGGACUCGGUUACCCUUCUGUCGAUAUUGAAAUUAUCGGUGCCGAUUUUGAUACCGGGGCUCACAACAAAUACACGACACAGACUGUAGAGAACAAUGGCUUCAAUCCAAUAUGGGAUGAAUGCUGCGAAUUUGAGGUAGCCAAUCCAGAUUUUGCCAUGUUGCGAUUCGUUGUUCACGACGAAAGUGUGUUUGGAGAGGGUAUUUUCAACGGCCAGGCUACCUACCCGGUUCGUUGUUUGAGGUCAGGUUUCAGAAGUGUGCCAUUGCAAAAUAAAUUCAGCGAAGAGAUGAAAUUUGCUUCACUAUUAGUUCAUCUCACCAUUGAAGUUGUAAAGAAACCUGAAAUAACAAGGACCGACUCAUCUACAAGCGGAUUACAUGAGAGUGCUCUGGAAAUGAAUAACAUAACUGAGAACGGCAAUGUAUCAGAAUCAGAUCCCGAAUCUUCAAUUUUCUACUACUCCGUUGGAAGCAGCUCUUCCCAGAGCGAAUUGGAUAUGACUGGUCACAGUCAGAUUCUUAUACCGUAGAAGAUUUUCAGCGAUAAGAGUCCAAGCGCAAUGGUCUGAUGGCAACUUGCUUGUGGAAAGGAACGUCUUAGGCCUGACUAUCUAAAGAAGCGUUUGUACCGCAUAAGCGUCACUAAUUACAUAUGUAAAAUAUUUCACACAGCGGUGUCGACACCUUGUUAUUAAAGUGGUUCACCUUGGCACGUUAAUGCUUACUGAGUAAUCGAUGUCAGAGGAAUGUUGUGCCAAGUGUGAAAUACCAAUAUUUGACGUUUCGUUCGAGAGUGAUCGUUGAUAAAAAUUGGAUCUUCAACUGAACAAAAUAAUCGUUAUAAUUAUUAUAACCGUUAUUUUUUUAUUAUUAUUUUUGUUAUUAUUUAUAUUUCAGUCAUGUUAUACAAACAGUUAUUCUUUUACUUUUCACCUUAUGUUCCAGAUUAAUAUAAGAAUUUAUACGCGCUUGAACUUAUGAAUGAACGUGACAAACACAUGAAUUUGAUUUCUUCACUACCGAUUACUGUUAUAUUUUUGAUUAUUCCUCUACUACACGACGAAGGCAUAUCCGGUUAGAUAUGGAACUUUAGUUAAGUUUUCGUGAACCUCGUACGUGUAGAUGUGUUUCAUAGCGUAAUACUAAGGUUUGUAAUACAUUGGCACACACAAAUACAUUAUAUAUAAUGAAAAAAAUCACUGCUAUAGAUAUAAACAAUACAAAUGCCAUCAGUAAUUUGAAUCCAUUCGUAUACCAUCUUCGAUGCCACGAAGGAAAGAGCAAUACUUUAAACAUCUAAUACGAAUUAGUAUGUGCCAUUUAAUAAUAUUCUGUGAAAAAAUCAGUCUCUUAAAUUCAUGAAAAUUUGCGAAUCACCUUAUACGAUUUAGCAAGACUGCGAAGAAACACCAUAUACGUAUACGUAUGUAUACAUAUUGCGGAGGUGCGAGUUCCCGAAAGCUUGUGAAGCAAGGUUUGGGUUCGGGACGGGUUUGUAUCGGAUCGAGUUUUUUGGCAAUCCCGAAAUUGUUGGGGAACCCGAAAUCUUCGUAAGCCCUGAGAUCUGUGGGAAACCAGACAUUUUUGAAAAACUCGAAACGUGGGUAGCCUAACUUACCUAAAAUUUGUAAUAUUGGACUAAAUGCUACUAAAAAAAAAUAGCAAAUAGUAUAUACAUAUAAAUGACAUCAAUAUUUUCAGUAAAAAGUGUAUAAUUUUUCAUCGGGAGAUCAGGAAAUCCCAAAAAUUUCGAUGCCAAAAAAAAAUAUUCAGCAUUUUCAUCCCAUUUUUGAGUCAUGACGAAAAGAUGUGUUUUGAAAUACCUGAUUUUACAAAAAAAUUUCAUCGAUUUUAAAAAUGUCCAUCGUCGCAUAAAGGAUAUUUUGAUUCGCGACACUUUUCCAAAUUAGCGGAAAAAUUUCGAAAAAUUAGAGGUAUCAAUUUUUGACCGAAAAAAGCCAAAAAAAUCUAUUGGACAUCAAAAUCUGAGGGGGUAAGGUCCAUGAUCCGUUGGUUUGAUGUGGAAUGCCCGAUAUACAUAUAAUAGAUAUGGUAGGUAAUACUACGCGUUUUUCACUGAAUCAUCAGGCUCAACUUCAUUCGUUAUUAUAUGGCACCAUUAAACUGGUAAAUACUAACUCGCUAUUAUGUAAUCCAGGAUGUGAAUAGAACAAAGAGCCCAAAUUCGAAUUAAGCACAUAUUGUAAACGUUAUUUCUAAUAUCGAUUGGAAAGUUUUUGUUACUCGUUACGGACGUUAAUGACAGAUUAAUAUUAAUAUACGAUUGCUAACUCAAAUAUAAUUUGAAUCAUGUGAAUCCAUGAUGAAACGUAAUUCAAGGAAAUUCAUUAAUGUUUGAUUGCUACAUCGAGAUGUAAACUUUAAUACAUUUCAAUUGGUAUAGUGUCGUUUGAAAAAAAAAACGUCGAACGAAGUUUGGUAAUGUUUCGUCUUCUGUUCAAAGUUCUCGUCUUUUACUUGCACUGUUUUUCACGUACAUACUUUCACAUUUGAGCUCUUCGAAAAUUACGCGCCAUACCUGAUACACAUUAUAUGAAUAUAUUAAGAAAUUACACGUUAAUGACAGUUCAAUCGAUUGGGGAUUUUCAUUUUGACUUUCCAGGUCAAACAAUAUUAUGUAACAAGUUCGAUUUUUCAUUCGCAAGUAAUAGCUGUCACCUUGGCUGCGACUGAUUAUUUGAAUUACAUAAAUGUAGAAACUUCCACAAAAGAAUAAUAUUGAUAGAAUGAACUUGUAACGUCUGCUUAUUUAUCCGUCUUACCUUGCGAACAAUGUUUCUUUAUAUUUUCCACCUAUUAAUCCAAA